AGUCAAGCACUCAAACACCGCUGACCACUGGUUGUGGUCUGCAUUUCCAUACAGAGAUCUUAGCUAGCGCUAGCACCACAAGCUAAGUUAGCUCACAUCAUAGCUGGGAAAGUCAUCGUUAGCCACAAGCUAAUUUGGACGCUGAAAUGCACUGGUGACACCGUAUCGGCAAGUUAAGGCUUAACUUAGAAUAACAAGUGUUGCUCUUUGGUAUUUUGGGUUGCUGUGAGGUCCUCUGCAAAGCCUUGUCUUCGUUCAGAGCUGGAGAAGAAGAGGCUAACAUGGCAACCAAAGCAGGAGACAAUCCUGACAGCCUCAUGACUCUAGCAACGGUCUUCUGUCUGAAGAACCUCAGGAAGACCAUGUGCUACCAGGGAUUCAGGAACAAGCUCUGCCUGCGCUCGGACAUCUUCCUUCCCAGUGAAAUUUGCGACAAGCUAGUCAACACGUAUAUGGAGUUGGUCCACACAGACAGUAACUUUGAACCAGAGGAGAGCUUCUUCCAACUAUUCUCAGACCCUCGAAGCACCAGACUGACCAGGGUACAGCUCAGAGAAGACUUCGUACGUGACAGAGAUUUGGAGGCCAUUAGAAAACAGGAUCUGAUUGAGCUCCACCUCACCUACUGCAACAGUCUGUCAUCCCGCAGCUUGAAAACACUGACUUGUUUCCGUGAGACCUUGGUCUCUCUUUGUCUCUUUGGCUGUAGCCGCAUCUUCUUCCGGAAGGGCGGCGCCCCACUUGCUUGCAACGAAGACACAGAUGAUGAUGAGGAGGAAAGCCCUGCUUCAAGGCAAGCACUAGAGACAGACUUUAACUUUCAGGGGUUCAACCGCCUCAGGUUGCUCAAUUUAGGCGGCUUGCCUGUUGAGGUGGAUGCUGAGACCCUGCUCAAACCCCUGAAGUCCCUCACCUCAUUAGAUCUAUCUAAUGUACAAUUGCUGGGAACAGCUUUUCUCACCCAGUGGAAAGAUAGACUGGCAUCUCUUGUUCUCUACAAUGUGGACCUGUCAGAGGAGUUGAUCAGUACAGUGGUGGAGAUUGUUAAUCUCAGACAUCUUGACAUCUCGCGGGAGGGCAGACGAGCCUCCAAGUUUCAGAUGACCAGGAAAAUCCUGACGUCCAUCGUACAGCGUCUGGUCAAUCUGGUGUCACUGGACAUCUCAGGUCAUAUUAUGCUGGACAACUGCACAGUUCCACACUUUGAAGAAGCUAUGGGUCGGCCAAGCAUUGAGCCGUGUAAGAGCAGCAUCUAUCCUUUCCAGGAGCUGAAGAGGCCCUUGCAGUUUCUAGGUUUAUAUGACACCACCCUCUGUAAUGUGACGCACAUCCCUGCUUAUAAGGUGACUGGAUCCAAGAAUGAAGACCAGGUCCUGAAUGCCAUCGAAGCUUACACAGAGUUUCGCCCUGAGCUGGCCCAUAGAGCCAUCAAUCAGCUGUUUGACAUUGCCAGGAUACAGCACUGUAGCCAGCUCCUCCGAGCUUUACAACUUGUUAUAGCAGCACUGAAGUGCCAUAAAUAUGAUAAGAGCAUCCAGGUGACAGGCAGUGCUGCUCUAUACUACCUGACCAACACAGAGUACCGCAGUGACCAGAGUGUGCGGUUGCGCAGAGAGGUCAUUCAGGUGGUGCUGAAUGGAAUGGAGCAGUACCAGGAGGUUACUGUCCAGAGGAACUGCUGCUUGACUCUGUGUAACUUCAGUAUCCCAGAAGAGCUGGAGUUCCAGUACAGUCGGGUCAACCAGCUGCUGCUGAAAAUCUUGGAGCCAGCCAGGCAGGAUGAGUCCAUCCAGAGGAUUGCUGUGCACCUCUGCAACGCUUUGGUCUGUCAGGUGGACAAUCAUCACAAGGAAGCUGUGGGAAAGAUGGGGUUUGUUAAGACAAUGUUGAAUUUAAUUCAGAAGAAGCUACAGGACAGAAUGUGUGACCAGGUGAUGGAGUUUUCCUGGAGUGCUUUGUGGAACAUCACUGAUGAGACGCCCGACAACUGCCAGAUGUUCCUCAAUUGUCGGGGCAUGAGUCUCUUCCUGGAGUGUCUACAGGAGUUUCCAGACAAGCAGGAGCUUCACCGCAACAUGUUAGGGCUUUUGGGAAAUGUUGCUGAGGUCAAAGCAUUGAGGCCACAGCUGCUCACCCCUCAGUUCAUCACUGUAUUCAGUAACCUGCUAGACAGUAAGGCAGAUGGGAUUGAGGUGUCGUACAAUGCAUGUGGCGUGCUCUCGCACAUCAUGUUCGAUGGGCCUGAGGUUUGGUCAAUGGAAGAGCCGCAGAGAGACGCAGUGAUGCACAAGAUGUGGGAUGCCAUUCAGAGUUGGGACGUGAGCUCACGACGCAAUAUCAACUACAGGUCAUUUGAGCCCAUCCUACGGCUGCUGCCCCAGAGCAUCUCCCCUGUCAGUCAGCACUGGGCCACAUGGGCUCUCUACAACCUGGUGUCAGUUUACCCUAGCAAAUAUUGUCCUCUGCUGAUAAAGGAAGGAGGAAUAAGUCUUCUAGAGAAAGUUCUGGAACUGGAAAGCUCACAGCCAGAUACCAAGGAUAUGGCCAGAAAAGUAAUGGAGCAGUGUGAAAACUUCAAAGAAGACCCUAUGGAAACAAAUCAUGGACAGGAGGUAAACUAUGGACAGAGAGGUUGACACCACAGCAGCCAUGAUUCCCAGCAAACAUCAAGCAAACCAACCUAAGGCCCCUCCUACUGUCAUCACCACAAGGGUCAAUCGUGUGCAUUUUUCUUAUCAUUAUUAUUUUGUAGAGCAGAAAUGUGUCUAAGACCCUCUUCACAGCAGUUUGGAUAAAACCUUAAUAUUUGACACAUAGGAUGUGGUGCAUGGUGUUUUGUUGUCAGGGUGCUUACGUUUGCUGCACAUGAGCAUCUCUUUCUGUUGGGACAGGUUUGUUAUCUCUUAGUGUGUGUGUGUGUGUGUGUGUGUGUGUGUGCGCGCGCGCGUCAAAGACUCAAUGGCAGAACGCGGAGCAGUUGGGGUGAUGCUCGGUUCUCAGCACAAGGAAAAAAAAAAGCCCCCUGGCCAGCUCACUACCAUUAACUGUGUAACAUUGAACAAAAGGCUAAAGGCUGUGCACCGCCAUCAGAGGUCUCAGCUCUCACACUGCGCUCUCACAGUCGCUCAUGCAUGUGAAGGCCACUGAGCUGUUGACACAUGUACAGUGAAUGUUAGCCAUUAUGCGUGUAGGCUGCAGAGAAGCAUCACACUGAUGCUGACAGGAGGGAAGUCUUCCCAGACCAUGUGGCACAAUGAUGGACUUUGUUGUUAUAUAUAUGUAAAUAUUCUCUGUUUGUCUCAUCCUUUUACUGUGUGUAAGUUUUAUAAUAUAACUGUAAACACUCA
Molecule: messenger RNA, 3347 nt
Organism: Scatophagus argus
Lineage: Eukaryota; Metazoa; Chordata; Actinopteri; Scatophagidae
Gene: zer1
Product: zyg-11 related, cell cycle regulator
Exons: 16
Coding region: 282-2636 (784 amino acids)
Cellular component (GO): Cul2-RING ubiquitin ligase complex
Molecular function (GO): protein binding
Source: RefSeq, a predicted model, not a curated record